Messenger RNA from Tachysurus vachellii, 1836 nucleotides. RefSeq names its product POU class 2 homeobox 2a (gene pou2f2a). The coding region runs from base 1 to 1836 and encodes 611 amino acids. The transcript is spliced from 14 exons. Lineage: Eukaryota; Metazoa; Chordata; Actinopteri; Siluriformes; Bagridae. Gene Ontology annotation, biological process: regulation of transcription by RNA polymerase II. The record is from RefSeq and is a predicted model, not a curated record. Gene Ontology annotation, cellular component: nucleus. Gene Ontology annotation, molecular function: RNA polymerase II cis-regulatory region sequence-specific DNA binding; DNA-binding transcription factor activity, RNA polymerase II-specific.
AUGAAGAGCAGUCCUAAGCCUAGUGAUGAGCCAAUGAAAACAAGUCCAUUCUGCCUCUCUCCACCACCAAGCCACAUCAAGGUUAAAGUAGGAGAUGUCCUUGAGCUCAGUUCCCAUGUCCCACAUCCACCUCCUCCAGCUCAGCCUCCUCUACCACAUACACAGCUCAUGUUGGCUGGCAAUCAGCUUGCAGGGCUUGCAGCUCUUCUCCCUGCACAGCAGCAGUUACUGCUACAGCAGGCUCAGGCGCAGCUCCUGGCCGCUGCAGUGCAGCAGACCAACGCAGCUCACGCAGCUCACGCAGCCAGUCAGCAACAGGCUCAGCAGCAACAGGCCAAUCAGACUUCAGCACAAGUCCAGACGCAAGCUAAAACAGAGCAGAGUUCUGUUCAUGCCCCACCACCACUUGCCUUCUCACAGCCCAUCCAGCUCACUGCCCAGGAUAUUCAGCAGCUGUUGCAGUUGCAGCAGUUGGUGCUGAUGCCAGGUCACCCUUUGCAUUCUCCUGCUCAGUUCCUCUUACCCCAGGCACAAGCCCAGCAGAGCCAGCAGGGGCUGCUUUCAACACAGAACUUGAUUCCACUACCUCAGCAAAGUCCUGGAUCUCUCCUGACCACACCAACCAGACUGAGCAUGCAAACACAAAGGGAGAAGGGACGAGAGAGUAGCAUGACACCAUCAGUCGCUGCACCCAUGAGCUUGGCUGCGACAGUCACAUCACACAGCGAGGAGCCCAGUGAUCUGGAGGAGCUGGAGCAGUUCGCUCGCACCUUCAAACAAAGGAGAAUUAAACUGGGCUUUACCCAGGGUGAUGUAGGAAUGGCCAUGGGUAAGCUGUAUGGUAAUGACUUCAGUCAGACCACCAUCUCACGCUUUGAGGCUCUCAACCUCAGCUUCAAAAAUAUGUGCAAGCUCAAACCGCUGCUGGAGAAAUGGCUGAGUGAUGCAGAAACUAUGGCAAUAGACAACAUGCUGCCCAGUCCCAGCUCACUGUCUUCUCCAGUUCUGGGCUUUGAGGGGUUGCCUGGGCGACGCAGAAAGAAACGCACCAGUAUUGAGGCGAAUGUCCGCGUUGCUCUGGAGCGAAACUUCAUCACGAACCAGAAGCCUACCUCAGAGGAGAUCCUUCUGAUGGCCGAGCAGCUCAACAUGGAAAAGGAAGUGAUCCGUGUGUGGUUCUGUAACCGCCGGCAGAAAGAGAAACGCAUCAACCCCUCGAGCAGCACCCCUCCCCUGCCCAGCCAGCCCCCUCCUGCCACACACAAACCCCCCUGCUACAGCUCACACAUGAUGUCCAGUCAGGGACUAAUUCAGGCUCCUACUUCAAGUCUCAGUGUAACAGCUGUUAGCCCCGCCCACUCUGCAGUCUGCCCUCCUAACCCCGGGGGCCAUGUAUCAGUGAGCUCUGCCCCACCACCAGUGACUUCCCCUCCUCUCAGCAGAGCUAGCUCCAGCCCCACUGGGAACUCAAUGAUGGGUGUAAGCACAAGCAUGAACCAGGCUCUCAUCAGCAGCCAUCCACUGGCUACAAUGCAAGCUCUGGCUGUAAGAGGUGGCCAGAUGUCCAUUUCAGCACUCGAAAGCAGUGGCCAAAUGUUCCUUGGUGGGGCUACAGGGGUGGGACUGUCCUCCCUCUUUCUUAACCGCCCCACCAUGUUGCCCAUGGCCACAGGCACCAGUAUGGGAUUGGUUAGCGCAGCACGUGCAUGUUCACCUUCCAGUGCCAGCCACAUGAGCCCAGACUCCUGCUCUGCUUCUCUAUGCUCAAGCCCUGCUUCUUACUGCUCCUUCAGUGAAGCCUCUCCACCACCUCUAGGAGGGGCAAUGGCUGAGUGA